Trypanosoma rangeli is the source of this 342-nucleotide messenger RNA. Its product is annotated as surface glycoprotein. Gene Ontology annotation, molecular function: exo-alpha-sialidase activity. The coding region runs from base 1 to 342 and encodes 113 amino acids. Lineage: Eukaryota; Euglenozoa; Kinetoplastea; Trypanosomatida; Trypanosomatidae. The record is from RefSeq and is a predicted model, not a curated record. The transcript has a single exon.
AUGCUGCAGGACAACAAGGGCUCUGUGUACGUGGACGGCGUGCUCAUGGGGAGCUCUGACACACUACCAAUCCUUAAGUCACGGAGGCAUGAUAUCUCUCAUUUUUACUUUGGCGGCGGCGAAAACAGCAGUGUGACAAUAAAGAACGUCUUUUUGUACAACCGUCCACUGAAUGCCAUUAAACUCAAAGCGGUUUAUGUUUGUCAGAUCCAUCGGAUCUGCCACCUGCACGUUGCUCAGACGCAUGGGAGUCAUGCAGGUGACAGCUCCACGCGUGCUGAUGUGUUCCGGGUGUCAAUUCUGCUGCUAUUGGGGCUAUGGGGCUUUGCCGUUCUGUGCUGA